CCGUCGGAGAUCGGGUUUUUGGGGUUUUCUUUUAGAAACCCCCCCGGUCCUUAUUCCGAACCGCAGGGAACCGGAUUGCCAUGGAACAGCCACCCGGAAAUGAAUACCACAUGGACAAACUCGUGGGAUUCCAGUUCGCUCCAGUUUCAUACAGCAACAGUGUACAAGACAGCGCGACCUUGUGGGUAGGAGGCAUACAUAGCCUCAAACAUUAUUUUAUCUUAUCUCAUCAAAAUUCUUCGUUUGUCUUAUUCUUCCAAGUCCGACCAGAUAACAUGCAUUUAGCCUCACACGAUAUUAGGAAUCUUUAAUAGAUCUAUGUUCGGAGGAAUCCCACGUGACACACAACUUCAAGGUUUGUUUACCUUAGCAACCAUGGCUGAAGUGGAAGAAAUUGUUACUGAAGCAGAUAAAAGACAUAUCGUGAAACUUAUCGCGGAUUUAAGACGCUCCAAUGCGGUUCUACGGGCAGAGACGGACAUGUACGAACGGUACAUCAACCGUAUCGACCCCAGAGACCUGGUCCUGCAGCCGCCGCCUGAGAGCCAGGGUGCCACGCAGCCCGAAGCUGGAACAAGCCGGAGGAAGUCCAAGGCCAAGACCGCAGCUGUAGACUGUAAGCCGCAACUGACUCCGGAGCAGAAAUGUGAUAUAGCGCAUAGAGAGCUGGACGAGACCCGAGAGGACCUGGAGAAACUGAAAGAGAGCUCUGAGAGAGUCCUUCACAAUUACAAGGCUACUUUGGAGGAGGCUGACAUCAGGCUGGUGGAAUUGAAGAAGGCCAGUUAUGAGUUUGACCGGGAUGUGGCCAAGGUGCUGAAGGAGAAGAGAGGGGUGAUAGUGGCGGCGGAGAAGAUUGUCAGAUACAUGGAGGAUAGGAUGAGGGCCAAGGACACGCUGAUGGAGAAGCUGCGUCUCAGAAGCGCCGCGCUGCAGGUGCAGAAGAGGAAGCUGCAGCUGCAGCUGCGGCAGAAGGAGGAGAUGGGCGAGGCCCUCCUCGAGGUGGACUUCAAGCAGCUGAAGAUCGAGAACAGCCAGUACCUGGAGCGCAUCGACGAGCGCAACGCAGACCUCCUCCGACUCAAACUGCAGGCAGGGAACACCCUGCAGGUCCUCAACUCCUACAAGAAGAAGCUGCAGAUCAUGACGUGCGAGUCCAUGUUGCUGAGCAGUGACUGCGCCUCCAGGAAGGAAAUGCUGGUGAAGAUAGAGGAGGAGGCCCUACAGGCCGAGGAGGAGCGCUUGAAAGCCGAGACUCUGAACAGGAAGUUGCGUGGCCAGCUGGCGGACUACCGUGUUCCUCAUGUGCUGCAGUACAUCACGGCCAAGGACUCCCACAGCCAGCUGGAGCAGAGCGUACGCACCUGGGAGAGGAAGGUGGAGAUCUCUGAGAUGGCUCUGAAGACUCACACCAAGGCCUGGAACAAAGUUAGGGCCUCCGUUGGGGCGGGGCCAGGACCAGGGCCAAUAACAAGUGCAGUGGCCAGGCUUGGGCCAAUCACAGGACCCGUGGCUGGGCCCAGGCCAACCACAAGGCCCGGGGGAGGAGCUGUGGUGGGUUGGUGAGGCGUUCCUACCUGUGGAUCUCCUCUCCGAUAGCAUCUCCCAACCUCUCAAGCCUUUUAUAAACCACUAAGGCAUACAUCUGGGUAUGGUGGAGUUGGUGUGCACGCAUGAGAUUGCAUUGAGACAACUGAUGGAAAUGUAUAUGGAUGGCUAUCCUUGCUUAUUGAACUUAAUUAUCCUGAAAUAAACCCAAAAAGUCCACCAGA
Molecule: messenger RNA, 1772 nt
Organism: Osmerus eperlanus (European smelt)
Lineage: Eukaryota; Metazoa; Chordata; Actinopteri; Osmeriformes; Osmeridae
Gene: cfap263
Product: cilia and flagella associated protein 263
Exons: 8
Coding region: 319-1566 (415 amino acids)
Biological process (GO): cilium assembly
Cellular component (GO): axoneme; ciliary basal body
Source: RefSeq, a predicted model, not a curated record